Macrosiphum euphorbiae (potato aphid) is the source of this 351-nucleotide messenger RNA. The record is from the annotation of a GenBank genome assembly. NCBI's taxonomy places the organism in Eukaryota, Metazoa, Arthropoda, Insecta, Hemiptera, Aphididae.
AUGGACGUGUACUUAUCGGAAUCAGAAUCGGAUGACGAAAGCUUACUAUUAGUAGCAAUGAUCGAAGACGAAGAACACGAAAGACAUCAUAAAAGGAAAUGCUGGGUUCAUAAUAUAAAUAAGGAACGUGACAUACUUGGAGAAUAUACUACUUUAAUACCUCAACUAAAAGCAGACCCAACACGAUUUUUCUUAUAUUUCAGGAUAAUUCCAGGUUGUUUUGAUGAAAUCUUAGGUUGGAUUUCAGAUGAAAUAUUUAAGAUUCCAACAAACUUUCACAAACUUUCGCAUGCCGAUUCCUCCUUCAGAACGACUAGCAAUUGCACUAAGGUAAUAUUUAAAUUAAUUUAA